Messenger RNA from Dichotomopilus funicola, 1596 nucleotides. RefSeq names its product cytochrome P450-like protein. The record is from RefSeq and is a predicted model, not a curated record. The transcript has 2 exons. Lineage: Eukaryota; Fungi; Ascomycota; Sordariomycetes; Sordariales; Chaetomiaceae. Gene Ontology annotation, molecular function: iron ion binding; heme binding; oxidoreductase activity, acting on paired donors, with incorporation or reduction of molecular oxygen. Bases 1 to 1596 code for a protein of 531 amino acids.
AUGGCGUUCAGCGCAGAACAUCUCCAGCUCUGGCUGGGGAUACUAGCAGCGUCCGGUAUCCUCUACACAACAUGUGUGGUCGUCUACCGCCUCUUUUUCCACCCAUUGGCCAAGUACCCAGGCCCGUUCCUGGCGAAGCUGACCGAUGCCUACAUGCUCUACUUUGCCUGGCGUGGUGACCGGCACCUCGAGUUCUGGCGCAUGCAUGAAAAAUACGGCAAAUUUGUGCGCUUCGGACCCAACGCACUCUCAGUCAACUCCAACACGGCGCUCAAGGACAUCUAUGGUUUCCGCGCCAACGUUCGCAAGGCCGAAUUCUAUGACGCCUUUGUGCAUCCGGCCCCCAACACCCACAAUGCCCGCGACAAGGACCUGCACGCCCGCAAGCGCCGCGUCCUGUCGCACGCCUUCUCGGACGGCGCCAUCAAGGAAGUCGAGCGCUACAUCCUGGCCAACAUCCGCACCUUUUGCGAAGGCAUCGGCGACUAUGGGCGUGCGAUCCACGAGCGUAAGGGAUGGAGUGCACCCAAGAAUAUGGCCGACUGGUGCAACUGGCUAGCCAUGGACAUCCUGGGCGAUCUCUGCUUCGGAAAGGCCUUCCACAUGCUUGACCGUCCGGAUAACCGGUACGCUGUCGACUUGGUGGGUGUGGCUGCUCAGCGACAUCUGCUUUGCGGCACCAUGCCCAUAGUCAACAAACUCUCCCUCGACAAAAUCCUCUUCCACAAAAUCGCCGCCGGCCGCGCCAAAUACAUGGCCUACAGCCGGGCCCAACUCACCGAGCGCACCGCCCUCGGCGACGAAACCGACCGCCGCGACUUCUUCUACCACCUCCUCAAAGCGCGCGACCCGCAAACCGGCCAGGGCUUCACCACCCCCGAACUCUGGGGCGAAUCCAACCUCCUCAUCAUCGCCGGCUCCGACACCACCUCCACCGCCAUGGCCGCCACCCUCUUCUACCUCGUCCGCCACCCGGCCUGUCUCGCCCGCGCCACCGCCGAAGUCCGCGCUCAGUUCGCCAACCUGGAAGAUAUCCACCAAGGCGCGCCGCUGCAGCAGGGAUGCGGGUACCUCCGCGCGUGUAUCGAUGAAGCCAUGCGUCUGUCCCCUUCCGUCGGCGGCCUGCUCCCGCGGGAGGUGCUGGCUGGUGGGAUCACCAUUGACGGCGAGCGCGUGCCCGAGGGCAUGGUCGUCGGCACCCCGCACUACACCAUCCACCAUAACGCGGCCUACUACCCGGAGCCGUUUGCCUACCGUCCGGACCGGUGGCUUCUGGCCGGCGAGAAAACCCCGCAGGGCAUGGGUGGUGUGAGCGAAGAGCAAGUGGCGCUUGCGCAGAGCGCGUUUUGUCCCUUUUCGAUCGGCCCGCGGGGGUGUAUUGGGAAGGGGCUGGCGUAUGUGGAGAUGAGUAUUACGCUGGCGAGGGUGUUGUUUAUGUAUGAUAUUCGGAGGGCGGUGAGUGUAGGUGAUCCUGGGGAGGGUGGGUUGAAGGGGGCGGUUUGGGGACGGGAGAAGGUCGGGGAGUAUCAGUUGAGGGAUACUUUUACGAGUUUGAAGGAUGGGCCGAUGGUGGAGUUUCGGAGGAGGGAGUUGUAG